Melanaphis sacchari is the source of this 315-nucleotide messenger RNA. RefSeq lists its product as uncharacterized. Lineage: Eukaryota; Metazoa; Arthropoda; Insecta; Hemiptera; Aphididae. Gene Ontology annotation, molecular function: protein dimerization activity. The transcript has a single exon. The coding region runs from base 1 to 315 and encodes 104 amino acids. The record is from RefSeq and is a predicted model, not a curated record.
AUGGAUUCGUUAAAAGAUAAAUAUGAUGAAUAUUUUGAUUUUGCAAUUCUACGAAGUGAACUUUCUAUUAUAUACUCAUCAACUGAAUUUCAUAAAGCAAACAUUCAUGAACUUUGGUUGUAUCUCAAAUCUACUGACUUAUCAGAUAGCCUACCACAGAUUACAAAAUUAGCAUCAUUGAUUGUAACCAUUCCAGCCACAAGUGCAGGAGCUGAACGCUCAUUUUCCUGCUUAAAAAAAAUAAAGACACAUCUCAGAAACUCCCAGUCCCAAAAUAGACUUUCAGAUCUGUCUCUUUUGACAAUUGAAAAGUGA